AUGAAAUCUGGCGAUGUAACUAUCCGUAUAUCUGCAGCGACUGCGAUAUGCCCUUCGCCAACGCCAAACUUUCGUUUAGCCCUCGUAGUUCUCAGCGUUGGUGUAGCUAGCCAUUUUAUGCUCUACUUGGAUAGUGUAAUGGACAAUCUGCUGCCAGCUGCGCGGCCUUUUCUCAUGACAGUAUAUAAGAAUAAAGAAGAAGCUGAUAUUGCUUGGGAGGUCAUGGUAUCUUCGCGAAUCUAUGGCCUUGCAUUUGGUUGUUUUAUCUCCAUAUAUUUUUCUAAAUUGCAUGGCCGGAAGUACCCAGUUGUAUUAGGUACCGCUCUAGACUUGAUCGGAAUACUUCUUACACUUCUUACUGUACAUAUCAGACUGGGGAUGGUAGCAGCCACUGUCGGCCGAUUUAUUAAUGGAUGUGGACAAGGUAUUGUCCAGACAGCCGGUACGGUCAUGCUAGCUGAAUUGCCACCCCACCAUGGCCGUGGUCUCGCUUUAGCCACACUUACAGUCUGGGCAUGUCUGGGUGAAUUGGCUGGCAUGGUUAUCUCCCUGGAAGAGAUUCUAGGAAAUCCGUCAUCGUGGCAUAUUGCUAUGGGUAUACCUCUAAUUCUUCUCGUGCCUGCAUUCUAUAUACUCAUUAGUGCGCCAGAAAAUAAAAGAUACCAUCCACCGGUCUAUAAGGAAGACGAUUCUAAAAAAGCCUUGCUUGUCAUUCAGAAAGCUGUUUACACUGACGAAAAUGGAAACCGAAAGAAAUAUGAGGAAAACGAUGAUGCACCUAUUGAUCCUGACCAGUCAACGAUAGGUUUUGCAAGGGAAAGGUUUAAGAAUGGUCAGUUCGUGAGACCUCUGUUACUAGGACUGUUUGUCCAAAGUUUCGUCCAUCUUGAUGACUGGCUAUGGAUUUCAUACUCAACGCAUAUUUUUGGUAAAUUUGGUAUGACUAUGGGUACUGCGCAACGAGCAUCGUUAUUUAUGUCAUUGCCUCAAGCUUUUAUAAGUUUAGGUCUUCUGUCAUGUUUCGAAGACUUCACUAGACGAUCCCUCUUACUACUGCCAACGCUAUUUAGUGUUUUCAUAGGAAUCUUAGCAAUUCUAGCCGUAAAUUUCGGAAAAGUCCUGGCUGGAAUGCCAGUGGCAUCAACUCUGGCUAUACUCGCUGCAAUGGAUCUCUCUGCUGCUGCUGUUAGUGGUGAAAGCGCUUAUGCUAUCGUUCCUGAGCUUUUCCUUCCCGAUGAUAAAAUACUCGGCACAGCAAUCGUCGGUAUAGCUCAGAAUGUAUUCGGAGGCGUUCUCACUGCCGUACUGCUUACUGCCGUGAACAAGGCUGGCACAACACUGGUGCUAAUUCCCUUCAUAGUCACUAAUACCGUCUAUGUAGUCGUUAACUACCUAUAUCUUCCUGAAACUUCGAAGAAAACAGCUCAUGAAGUAUCAGAGAACUUCUCGAAGGAUCUCCCGGGCAAGCAAUUAUUUGAAACGUUAAGAAAUACGUUUCAGUUGCUAACUCUACAGGUCAUUGUUGUGAUUUUAACGUUCCGCACAGGUCUACAAGUGUAUUGGGGAUUGGCUAACUACUUCACUUAG
This is a messenger RNA of Cylicocyclus nassatus, 1587 nucleotides long. Lineage: Eukaryota; Metazoa; Nematoda; Chromadorea; Rhabditida; Strongylidae. The record is from the annotation of a GenBank genome assembly.